CACACCACCCUCGUCCCAGCACCAGCUGCAAACUCUGCUCCUCCUUCCUCCCUCCCCCUCGGCUCGGCGGUCCUCCCAGUUCCAAUGCGCCUCUCUGAAUCCGCUAGCAGGCUCGGUUUGCUUCUUGAUUUUUCUCUCACCGAUUUAAGGGAAGGUGUUCCAACGAGAAGAGAGAGCCCGAUGCGGAUGCUUUGCUGAAGAGGCUGGAGCGAGAGGAGGCCCCGUUGUGCGCGUUGGCAAAUACUGCAGUGAAAAUGCCAGGGACAGAUUUGACCUUGGGGUUCGUGUCGGAUUGAAAUUAAAACAAAAAGGAGGAGAGGAGUAAAGGGGGAAAGGUGACCAUCUUGGCAUUCUCUCAGUGGACCACUUUAACUGGCUCAUUUCCUUGUAAGAUGUGCAGCAACCCACCUUCCAACCACGACGAUCAAAGACAAUGUAAAUUCCUAUCAUAUAUGUUUUACCAGGCAGUGAGAGACCGAAAACCUGUGUGGAUGUUGGAAGACAUGAGGACUAUGGAGUCGUUUUACUGGGAAGAGAAUACCAGCCUACGCACUUACUCACCUUCAGAAGCCCUCCUGUACGCGGUGGUGCAUAAUCAUCUCCCCUAUGCCCAGUAUUUGUUAUCCCAUUACCCGGACGAGGCACUCGAGGUACCUGGAGAUCGCUUCUGCUGUUGCCCAUCGUCCGCCCCCCAUCUUGCCAUGGCAGUCAGGUACGACCGCAAGGACAUUCUGGGCCUGAUCCUGAAGAUAACCAAUCAACUGCCAGGCUUUAAAUCGUACAUUAACAGGAAGGGCUGUUUCCACAUAGAGGACGGGAAGACGCCUUUACAUUUAGCUUGCGAGCUCCUGAGGGCGGAGACUGUCCUCAUGUUGCUGGGCAGCGGGGCUUCGCCCAAGAUUGUUGACAGCAAAGGGCUAACUCCUCUGGACGUCAUUUUAGAGCAACUCCGGGUGUCAAAGAUCAACGCCGAAUCCAAAAAGUUAUGUAUCGACCAGCUGCUGCUUUUCAUGUCAAGUCUCCAGUUUAAGAUGAAAAGGGCUUUGGAAGACAACCCGAAUGAAUGGAAUGGGCUUUUGGGAGAAGAGAAAUACAACUACCUCUGUGGGAAAGCACCGGCCACUUUAUUCCUCAUAUCUAUGCAGGGCAUUUUAAAAUGUCUUCCACCGUCAAGAUUUCCAGCGAGCAUCAAAGAAUUGCCCAUACCACAGUCCUUAAAGCCCCUGCCUUUGGGAAUAUCGACAUUCCGCUGUGUGGACAUCCUUUAGCAUUCCUCAAGAUUCUUUGAAUUUUCCCUGAAAGGGAUUUUUUGAACGUGAAUUAACUGUUGCUGUCGGAGCAUGCUGUUGCAUCAAAUACAAAAUAAUCCUCUAAAAAUAAUGCAUGGCGUUGUAAUACUUUUUGAUAGAUUUUAUAGCUUGGUUAUCCCAUAACAUGGUUUAAAAUGCGUUGAAAAUCAGGAGCUUUACAAAGUUAGCAGACAGACUGCGCGCAGAGAAUUGCAGAACAAAAUUGCAAGCCUUGCUAUAUUCGGCUGCUUAAACAAUAAAUUGCCUGAACUUGGUCCGAGAAGAAAAUUGCAACUCAAUUCUAACUAACAGCAUGAUAGGUUCAAUACAGCAGCUGGAUGCAAGCUAUACAUUUCUGCCUAUAUAGUAAGUGAAUUGUGACUGUAGAUACCCUAUGGGAUUUCUGCAAUGCGUUGAUAUAACGAUGCAUAAUGAACGAAAAAUGUGAAGUUUAAUUUUGGCAGA
Messenger RNA from Carcharodon carcharias (great white shark), 1754 nucleotides. Its product is annotated as ankyrin repeat domain-containing protein 9-like. NCBI's taxonomy places the organism in Eukaryota, Metazoa, Chordata, Chondrichthyes, Lamniformes, Lamnidae. The record is from RefSeq and is a predicted model, not a curated record. Bases 393 to 1268 code for a protein of 291 amino acids. Gene Ontology annotation, molecular function: protein binding. The transcript has a single exon.